AUGGACAGAGAGAAGACAGACAAAGAGGCAGAUGAAAGGCCUCAGGAAGAUGAAAAGCUGCAGAGAGACGGGACGGGUCGGAAAGCCAGAUGGGAGCUGACGCAGGAGGAGGAGGACGUGUGCAGGAACGCGGGCGGACGCCAGCUGAAGACGGUGAUGCAGCAGGUGCUGGACUUCGCCUUGUGCGAGCUCACCAAGAUCGUGGAGGCCUCGUUCGACGACCUGCUGCUGGAGAUCACCAAGAUGGAGCGCGAGCAGCAGCUGCUGGAGGAGCGGCUGGGAGGAGGAGGAGGAGGGGAGAAGGGCAGAGGAGCGGGGGGCCGGCGGAGGGGAUCGGAGAACGACUCUGCGUCGCCGAGCGGCUCCGAGGACGCCAGGGAGGAGCCCGGCGACAUCACCGAGUCCAAGGAGACGGCCGAGACAGACGACCCGGACAGGCCUCCGGUCCUCUCCGUCUCGCAGGACUGGGUUCCCAUCCUCGACAAAGUCUUCGGCCAGAAGUGGUGCAGCGACGUCUGGCAGAUCAAAGAGCUCGGCGGCGGCGACGGCGGCGGCAGGGAGGGGGGGGCGAGGCCGGCCGGCGCUCUGUCCGCCGCCUCCCUGGCCCUGGAGCCGUCGCCCACCUCCCCGCAGCAGGACCCCCGCUGGACGCCGCUGGAGGACAUGGAGGUGCUGUCGCCCGACGAUGACGACAACGCCGAGGGCCAGCGGCGUGCCGGGGGAGGAGCUGGGGUUGGCCCCGCCGCCACACAGGCCCUGAGCCCCACAGGAAUCGCGGGCCGACGCUCCUCCGCCUCGAUGCUCCACCGCCUCCUCACGCUCCCGUCUCAGCUGCUGGAGGACGACGACGAGGACGUCAGCGCCUCGGAGACGCUGGCCGCCUUGGCCAACGAGGGCACCAACGGCCGCCGCGACGAGGCCGAGGCGCACGGUCAGGCCCGAGCCUCGCACCUGCCGACCAAGGAGGAAGAGGAGGCGGAGGAAGAAGAAGAAGGAGAAGAGGGGGAGGAAGAGGAGGAGGACAGAGUGAGGAAGAAGAAGAGGAGGAGAGUGUGGCUGGAGUGCGACGAGUGCGGCCGGAGGUUCAGCCGAGCCUCGCUGCUGAAGGCCCACCGGCACACGCACAACACCGUCGCCACGGAGACGUCCUCCUCCCCAACAGCCGAGGCCUCGUCGCCGCUCGCCCAGUCGCCGGGACUCUGGUGUUCGGAGUGUGGGAAGCGGUUUUCCUCGGCGACACGACUCCAAGCUCACAUCCGGACGCACCAUCCCGGGAAACGGUCCUGAGCCAGACGGGACAGGACAGGACAGGACGGGACGGGAUGGGGCGCAACAGGGUCAACUGGACAAAACUGGAAACAAAAACAGCACAAACUGAAUUCGACAAAACAGGCAGGUGGGAUUAUCAGGAUGGGAUGGGACAGAAGCAGACCGGGUCAGAGCCUCGCGUGGAUCGACCGAGUUGAACCGAGUUUUAGUGGAAAUGUGACUGGACCAAACAGCAAGAAAUGAAUUCAGCAAGACAGUCCAAUGAAAACAGACGUGGUUACAGGUGAGAGUGCGGCGGCAGCUCUAGAGAUGGAUCAGCAGAAAUAAACAGGAUCAGAACCAGAGAUGACAAAUAAUUUAAAAUGAUCGGAGGCAGCGCAUGUCGAGGCUCUGGCCCUCUUUGCCUCUGCCAGAAGCAGUUCCAGCGUCAAGGCGACGUCAGAAGUCAACGCUGAAAAUCCUCUGCCUGCAUCAGGAAGCUGAGGUCAAACAUUUUAAAUAAUGUCCACCAGACAUUUACGUCCGAGUGGCGUCCAGCACUCACAGAUACCGUAGAAACACCUGCGAACACAAGAGCUCAGAAGGAACCAAACACGUCACAAAUCAGCAGCACAGGAACUGAAGAAGAUCCUGGACAGAACAGCGCCCACCAGGUGUGCGAUUACGAGGCCAGAACAAAGUCGGAUAAAAGUGAAAGGUUUGAUCCUUACCCACAGCCCAUGAGAUCCUCAACACGGAGUCAAAGAAUACAAAACACCACUGGACCAGAUCGCCAUUCCACGACCACUCAAGCAGAAGUCCUAGACAUUGGAGCAGACUUGACGCAUCUUAAGAGAAUAUGCAACAGAAGUGCACAAAGCGGGGGAAGCAAUGCAAAUACAUCGGAUCCCAGCGGCACCAAACGGGGGCGGACUUGAUCUUGAAUGCAUCCUGACCUGACUUCACAGCUGAGGUCGGUCUCUGGGCGGUGUUGCAGUCGAUGGAGAGCGACACGACCUGCUAAACACGCACACGCACGCAUGCGCCGCCUUCCUCCGGGGAGGCUGGACAGGUGCUGCCCGUCCUGCUGUACAUCGACCCCCUUCAUCCUUUAAAGUCCCUCAAAACUCCUUUUAAAAGUGGGAAAUUUUCACCAGCCACCAGCGACGUGCUGACGAAUUUUGGUUUUGGCAGGUAACCAAGCCUUCAUUUGGAUGUCCUACUUGAUGAUUAAAAAAUCUCUUUGGCUGGUAAACCAGUGAAUGUGGCUGGUGGACGUACCAGCCAUUUUGGAAAUUGGACGAAAAAGGAAGAUUCCCUCCCUGAUUGUGGUAUUAGUAGUUUUUUUUAGUCUGUUAUGGUGUAAAAUCUGUACAGCAUGGACCUUCCAUUGUAGUUGAGACGGUCACUCACUAAUGAAGUGACCUUUGAUUUUCUACCAGUUAAUUUUUAAGUGCCCUUUCUUUUUUUGUUUUUCAAUGAAUAGACUGUCUUUUUUUACAUUUUUGGA
Molecule: messenger RNA, 2758 nt
Organism: Myripristis murdjan (pinecone soldierfish)
Lineage: Eukaryota; Metazoa; Chordata; Actinopteri; Holocentriformes; Holocentridae
Exons: 6
Coding region: 1-1287 (428 amino acids)
Biological process (GO): regulation of gene expression
Cellular component (GO): nucleus
Source: RefSeq, a predicted model, not a curated record